Coccidioides posadasii C735 delta SOWgp is the source of this 1041-nucleotide messenger RNA. The record is from RefSeq and is a predicted model, not a curated record. Lineage: Eukaryota; Fungi; Ascomycota; Eurotiomycetes; Onygenales; Onygenaceae.
AUGCCGCCCAAGAAGGCUGAACAGCCGAAGAAGAAGAAGCAGACGGUGGAGGACAAGAAAAAAGGAGCGACGGCGAAGAAACAAAUAGCUCAACUCCAGGCACAAGCGCAAUCAAACAAGAGUGCAGAUCAGAAGAGAAAGGACGCCGAGAAGGCGAGACGAGAGAAGGAGAAGGCUGCCGCUGAGCAAGCCAAGAAGGAGGCAGCUGAACUCUUCAAACCAGUCCAGGUGCAAAAGGUGCCUUUCGGAGUCGACCCCAAGACAGUCUUAUGCAUAUUUUUCAAGAAAGGCACAUGCGAGAAGGGCAAGAAGUGCAAAUUUAGCCAUGAUCCUGCGGUUGAGCGGAAGGCGGAGAAGAGGGAUCUAUAUUCAGAUUCUAGAGACGCCGAAAAUGACAAGCAAAAUGAUACCAUGGACAGCUGGGAUGAGGAUAAGCUACGAAAAGUGGUCUUGAGCAAGCAUGGAAAUCCGAGAACGACCACCGACAAGGUCUGUAAAUACUUCAUCGAGGCCGUGGAAAAUCAGAAAUAUGGCUGGUUCUGGACGUGUCCGAAUGGAGGAGAUAAAUGCAUGUACAAACACAGUCUUCCACCAGGCUUUGUAUUAAAAACCAAAGAACAAAAGGCCGCCGAAAAAGCCCUCCUCGAUAAAUCGCCUCUCAAGACGCUCACUCUGGAAGAAUUCCUCGAGUCCGAACGUCAUAAGCUUACAGGCAAUCUUACGCCCGUCACGGAAGAGUCAUUCGCGAAAUGGAAACGAGAGCGUCUCGAUAAGAAAGCUGCAGAGGAAGAAGCCCGUAAAGCUAAAGAAGCCACAGGUCGUGCCUUAUUCGAAAGUGGGAACUGGAAGGAUUCAGAAGAUGAGGAUAGCGAAGAGGAUAGCGAUGACGAGGAUCAGGGUGCCUGGAACUUGGAAGCUAUGCGGAAAGAGACAGAGGAUUUGCGUGAUAGAUCGGAGCAAGACCGCCUCGCAAAGCUCAAAGGCGAGAGCCUUAGCAAUGGAAUCGAUCCGGGCUCAACGUCCGUGGCGGGCGCAGGAUAA